AGCCCCGCUAGCUUCACGCCGAGCAUGGUGUAGUACAAUACACAGUAAGGCGCCGCUGGAGGUCUACUAGACAGGAGUUCCUACACUGCUUGAGAAACUACCUACCUUAAGUACUUCAAACUUUUGCCCUCUCAUCCAAGCUCUUACCCAACAUCCGGUUUGAAACAUUCCAAAUGUGGCACGACCUUCUCCACGAUGCAUAAGAGACCUGUUCUUCUGCCCGCUCUCCAGUGACGAUCGACGUAGCUCCAUCAAGUGAUUGACUUGGUUAAACAUGGAUGUGGUGCAGGCCGCAGCGGGCUAUGUCACCAAGAUGGUGUCGGCCGGCGACAGCACGACGAGUGCGACGUCAGCCAAAAUGAAGAUUCUGCUGCUGGACAGGGAGACACUACCGUUUAUUUCAACAGCCGUCACGCAGUCGCAACUGCUUAACCACGAAGUGUACCUGAUGGACCGUCUCGACAACCCGAACCGCGAGAAGAUGCGGCACCUGCGCUGCCUUUGCUUUGUGAGGCCGCACCCGGACUCGAUCGGCCUCCUCAUCGACGAGCUUCGGGAACCCAAGUAUGGAGAGUACCAUCUCUUCUUCAGCAACGUCGCCAAGAAGUCUACCCUGGAGCGCUUGGCCGAGGCCGACGACCACGAGGCGGUUAAGCUAGUCCAGGAGCACUUUCUUGACUAUGUCGUCAUCAACCCGGAUCUCUUUUCCCUCAACAUGUCCGCGCCCAUGCACCGGAUAUGGAGCGGCAACCCGGACACUUGGAACACAGAUUCGCUGCAGCGGGCAACCGAGGGAAUCAUUGCUGUUCUUCUAAGUCUCAAGAAGAAGCCCCUGAUCAGGUAUCAGAAAACCAGCCUCCUCGCUAAGAAGCUCGCUUCUGAAGUGCGGUACUACGUCAAUCAAGAGGACCAGCUUUUCGACUUUCGUAAAGUCGACGCACCACCUAUUCUCCUGGUUUUGGACAGGAGAGAGGACCCCAUCACCCCCUUGCUCAUGCAAUGGACUUACCAGGCCAUGGUACACCACCUGAUCGGCAUCAACAACGGUCGGGUAGGCCUCGGCGAAGGACCUGACAUACGGCCAGAGCUCAGGGAGAUUGUAUUAUCUCAGGACCAAGAUCCCUUCUUCAAGAAGAACAUGUAUCUCAAUUUUGGCGAUCUUGGGAGCAAUAUCAAGGACUACGUUGAGCAAUACCAGUCCAGAACCAAGAACAAUGCCAAUAUUGAGACAAUAGCCGACAUGAAACGAUUUAUCGAAGAGUACCCCGAAUUCAGGAAACUUUCAGGCAACGUGAGUAAGCACGUCACGCUUGUUUCGGAGCUGAGCAGACGAGUUGGCACCGAGAACCUUCUCGAGGUCAGCGAGCUGGAGCAGAGCAUAGCUUGCAACGAUAGCCACGCGGCCGAUCUUAAGAACAUCCAAAAACAAAUCCAAAAUCCCUCCGUCACCCCAGAAAACAAAGUGACCCUAGUAGCGCUCUAUGCGCUACGCUACUCAAAGCACCCCUCCAACUCUCUCCCUAUGCUCAUCGAUCUCCUCACCGCAGCAGGCGGCGUGCCCGCCCGCAAGGCAGACGCCGUGACCCGCUUGUUAAUCUACCAAAACUCGCUGCAGCAGUCGCCCUCUACGGCGGGGGGCAUUACCGAACUGUUUGAGUCGACGGGCCUGUUCGGCUCGACGGGGAACCGCUUCAAGGGGCUCAAGGGCGUGGAAAACGUGUAUACACAGCACUCGCCUCUCUUGGAGACAACGCUGCAGAAUUUGAUAAAGGGCAAGCUUCGCGAGGCGCAGUACCCCUUUGUUGAAGGGGGCGGCACGACGAAGGAUAAGCCGCAGGAUAUCGUUGUUUUUAUUGUGGGCGGGGCAACCUACGAGGAGGCUAAGAUGGUGGCUGGGAUCAAUGCGUCAAGUCCUGGUGUCAGAGUUGUGUUGGGCGGAACGACGAUACAUAACGCGGCGACAUUCAUCAACGAGGUUGAAGAGGCGGUCGCUUCAUGGCCCGAAGGGGCUGGUGCUACUGGGCGCAGGCGUUGAUGUUUAUACAAGGAGUGUCCUUCGGUCUGUUUGAAUCGAAAUUGGCGUGAUUGGUUGCAUAAUGGGCUGUAUUCCCGCUGCUGGAGGUGUUGUCUCAUUCUCAGUCAAGCCUUCGCUUGAACUAACACUCCCGGAAUGCGGACGGAGUAUUCAUAAUCUAGAGGGAAGGCUGUAGCUGUCGUAAACCCUGGCAUAUAUCGGUCGCACGGGCCUGUGUGCUUGAGUGACUGGACGAUGUAUGUAUGUACAUAAAGUCUAUCCAAUGAAUGCUCUCUAUUCCUCU
Messenger RNA from Canariomyces notabilis, 2318 nucleotides. RefSeq names its product Sec1-like protein. Bases 275 to 2035 code for a protein of 586 amino acids. Gene Ontology annotation, biological process: intracellular protein transport; vesicle-mediated transport. NCBI's taxonomy places the organism in Eukaryota, Fungi, Ascomycota, Sordariomycetes, Sordariales, Chaetomiaceae. Gene Ontology annotation, cellular component: Golgi membrane. The transcript is spliced from 2 exons. The record is from RefSeq and is a predicted model, not a curated record.